GUUCCGUCCUUCAUAGACCCGAUGUUCCUCCUCUACAUUAAAUUUGUAUUAACAUGCUGAUUGGUGAAUGAAUGAAAAUAGUACAGCCUCUGUGCCAUUAUCUUGGUAACUUUUAAUGUCUCAUUGUGGUGAAAGAAGGGACAUUUUGACUGCAGGUCUUUUACUAUAUUACGUCAUCGUGGCAUUGCUACUUUUACUUAAAUAGCUGCUAGUUACUUGCUUUUUGUGGAUAUGAGGCUUUUAUUUUGAAGGAAUCUUACAGUCGAUGUGAAGUAACAUUUUUGUUGCCGAAACUGAAGCGAGGCUGCUGGCAGAAUAACAAGACUGUCACAGAUACAGCAUCAAGUCAUCCACAGGUGUGUGUGUGCAGGACUGUGAAGAUGACUGUCAUCACCGUGCCAGUCGACAGUAAGGGCAUAUUUCCAUCUCUGUGGCAAAUCCUGAAGGCUCUUCUCUGUCCGGGCGGCCGCCCCUGCCGCCCCUGCUGCUGCUGCUCCUCGGAGUACCAGUACCAGAGGCUGACGCAGUCUAGUGUCACCACCACCGCUCUUGGGACUCUGCAGAUCAUGGUGGGCCUGUUCAACAUCGGACUUGGGCCAGGACGAACGAGCACAAGUCCUGGAGAUUUGACCAGUUUGGGAGCAGCUUACUGGCUGGGUGCUGUGUUCAUUGUGACUGGAAUCAUGUCCAUUUUGGCCGGACAGUUCCCGUCUUCCUGCUUGGUGGGCUUCACUGUGUUCAUGAACAUUGCUGGGGCUAUCUUUGCCAUCACUGGCAUUGUGCUGUACGUCGUAGACCUGAGAAAUGUCUCUCUCCUCUGGAUGUGUGAGCGCAGCGGGAACAACACCGAUCUUUAUGGUGACAAGUGCAGAAAUGUGGCGCUCAGUGCCCAGAAUUUGUUGACACACAUGGACACCACGUUGAUCGCCAUGGCUGUUCUUCAGCUCUUUGUCAAUGUUGGACUGGCUGUUCUGUGCAUCAAGGCUCUGGUCAACAGGAAGAAGAAAGAGGGUGGCGAUGAUGUUGAGGAUCAGCAGCCACAGCUGAAGGAAGAAGUCCUCCUGACCAGUCCUGGUGAUGAAAAACAAUUCAACUAAACACAUGGAAGCUCAUGAAUAAUUGUAAUACUUUACACUCACUUGCUGAAAAUAAUCAAAAUUGCUUGAUAUCACAAGGACACUUUCUUUUUUUUCCAGUAAGUGUAUGUGCCUACAUGUUUUUCUAUCUGCUUGUGAAUU
This is a messenger RNA of Sebastes umbrosus (honeycomb rockfish), 1238 nucleotides long. RefSeq lists its product as uncharacterized. NCBI's taxonomy places the organism in Eukaryota, Metazoa, Chordata, Actinopteri, Perciformes, Sebastidae. The coding region runs from base 381 to 1097 and encodes 238 amino acids. Gene Ontology annotation, cellular component: membrane. The transcript is spliced from 7 exons. The record is from RefSeq and is a predicted model, not a curated record.